UUCCGCGAGCGCCAAAAUCCUUUUUUUGGAUUCUUCUUUGGAACGCUCGACUAGUCAGAAGAGCCAAUUCACGCCUCUGACCAACCUCGUCGGCGCCGUCACCAUGGCCACAACCGAUCCACCACAGGGUUCGACCGCACCACCAGCGGAAAACGCAGCGCCCAGUUCUUCGGCUCCUCCACCGGAGAAAUCGACGUCGCCGCCAGAUCAACCGCCAACUUCGAGCGAACCACCGCCGACAUCGUCGCCUCCAUCCUCAACCCCGACAGAACCCCCGAGCUCGACUCCGUCGUCUACUCCUCCUCCAGAGAGCUCGACUUCUGCGCCGCCUCCAACAUCCUCGCCUCCGACUACGGAACCGCCGCCGUCAACCUCAUCGAGCUCGUCACCAUCUUCGACGCCAGACUCUACUUCUUCCACUACAUCGCCGGACCAAACAACCAGCAGCCCCCCUUCGUCAACAACACCCCCGAGCUCCUCCAAUCCGUCAUCAGCCACCACAACACCACCACCAUCGUCAAGUGAUGUCACCGUGUCUGUCUCGGGCACAGGUGGUUCUACCGUUAAUGUCAUCGUGACACACACUACGACGCCUUCAGGCUCUCCAAGUGGCAUAACUACCUCUUCUACCUCUACGGCAACCCCGAAUGGCGUUGCUGGUAAGGACAGCAGCAGCGGCCUUAGUUCAACAGCCAAGGUAGCCAUUGGCGUGGUCGUACCCAUCGUUGCUAUUGCUAUUUUGGCAGUCAUUGGGCUUUUCUUCUGGAAGAAGACUCGCGCGCGCCGUCAAGCAGAGGCGGAGCGCCGAAAGGAAGUCGAAGAUUAUGCCUACAACCCCAAUGCGGAUCCUACAAUUCCCGUUGUCGGUAUGUCUGGCGGAGAUUCAUAUGAGAUGAGAGAAGAGGAAUCCGUGGGAUAUCGUGGCUGGGGAUCGACCACUCUCGCCGGCGGCUCAACCGGCCGAAAGGCUUCUACAACGAUAUCUGGCGCCACCAACAACGGAUAUUCUGACAUGGCGCCUUCUCGCGGUAACAUGUCCGAGGCCGCAUUGAUUGACAACCCUGAAGGAGAGAUUCUUGGUGCCAUGGGCCCCGCAGCCGCAAACAACCGAGGUGACGUUAGACGAGGAGCCUCGAAUGCGUCUUCUUCAUACAGCGCAACUGGCCGAUCAGACGGCUCCGAUGCGGGCGUGGGCGUGGCUUACGGCGGUAGUGGCGGCUAUUACGAUCAAUAUGGCCAGAGCCCGUAUGAGACUGGCUAUGGCAAUCCUGGCGACAACAUGCCCGCUCCACCCAUUAUCCGUGAUAAUCCUGCACGUCGCAGCGCGCGCGUUGAAAAUCCUGGCCACUUCCCCCAACAGAGCGCUGGUAUUUCCCAGAACUUCUAGUUGGUGCGGCUUGUGAGACUCGUAUACUUUUUUUUUUUUAACGCUCGUUGUGUUUCAAGGAUAUCCUGGGGUUUGGAAGAUGCUCAAGGACCAUGAGAGGCGUUUUAGGAUGUUUCUUUUUUGCGACCACCUUGUUUAAUAAUGCUUUGCAUACCAUGAAAUCUGGCUCUUCUCUUUUUUAUUUACGCUCGCUUCAUUCACACUCUCGCUUUAUUUAUUGCACCGCACAGCAUAACACGGCGCAGCUGCAUAUUUUCCCUCAUGCCAUGUAUUGGCAUUUGAGUUUGAAUUUAUUUUAAUUUUAUGCGCAAAAGAAUUGAUAUAAUCUGGACAAGAACAAGAAGGGCGAGGGAGGAGGA
Trichoderma asperellum CBS 433.97 is the source of this 1746-nucleotide messenger RNA. RefSeq lists its product as uncharacterized. The record is from RefSeq and is a predicted model, not a curated record. Lineage: Eukaryota; Fungi; Ascomycota; Sordariomycetes; Hypocreales; Hypocreaceae.